GCUUCGAGGGGCGGUGGCUGCCAUUGUCGUCUCAGCGCUCGGCUAACCCGGCAGUGAGCUGAGGAGGAGGUUGAAGGGAAGUGCGGCUGUUGGGUCUGCGGGCGCCAUGGAGCCCGCGCAGGCGAAAUUACAUUAUCGGCCCUUCUGCUUCAGUGUGAAAGGCCACGUGAAGAUACUGCGGCUGGCUCUAACUGUGACAUCUAUGACCCUUUUUAUCAUCGCACAAGCCCCUGAACCAUACAUUGUUAUCACUGGAUUUGAAGUCACCAUUAUUUUCUUUUUCAUAAUUUUAUAUAUACUCAGACUUGACCGAUUAAUGAAAUGGUUAUUUUGGCCUUUGCUUGAUAUUAUCAACUCACUAGUAACAAUAGUAUUCAUGAUCAUCGUAUCUGUGUUGGCACUGAUACCAGAAACCACAACAUUGACAGUCCUUGGAGGGGGUCUUAUUAUAGCAGCUUUAGCUUGUUUCUUGGUCGCUCAAGCCCAUGAGUGGUAUGUAGCAAUCACAGUUCUGGAAAUCUGCAUCGUCCUUGGUUUUAUUCUAAUAUAUUUGCUAACCCUUCACCGCUUGCUGACUUUUUUACAUUGGCCCUUACUUGAUCUUAUCAACAGUGUCAUUACAGCUGUGUUCCUUUUAGUAGUUGCCAUCUUGGCCAUGGAAGAAAAGAAAAGAAGGCACUUAUUCUAUGUUGGAGGGCGGCAAUCGUGUGUGCCAUCGAUGGGCUUGUGGUCACGAAGAUGAUGAGAAAUAACUUGAAAAGAAUCGUGGGAGUCCAAAUUGAAACCAAGCAGUCCCGCGACCAGCCGCCCAAACGCCAACCUGCC
This is a messenger RNA of Galeopterus variegatus (Sunda flying lemur), 825 nucleotides long. RefSeq names its product chemokine-like factor. Lineage: Eukaryota; Metazoa; Chordata; Mammalia; Dermoptera; Cynocephalidae. Gene Ontology annotation, cellular component: membrane. The record is from RefSeq and is a predicted model, not a curated record. The transcript is spliced from 6 exons. Bases 107 to 742 code for a protein of 211 amino acids.